AUGGAGAAGUCAAUCGAGUCCGGGAUCAUUGCAUCCCCAGUUGAAAGCACUCACGAACAUCCACGAAAGCUGAGACCACGCAAGUGGUGGAAGCUUGGUGGUCAAGACCAGAGCCACGUCUCCGUCGAUGCGGACAUCGAACCAGACUCGGAGACGUCUUCGAAGGACGGUGAUAACCUCGUCAGGAACGUGAACAACGUUUUCGAAGCCCCCGAGGCUGCAGAAAUCUACAAGCCUACCGCCAAGUUCGAAGGCUCGCACCGUUUCGACCCUUCAGCCGCAUGGGAACCGGAAGAGGAAAAGAGAUUGGUCCGCAGGCUUGACUGGCUGAUCGCAGUUCCUGCUUGCAUCAUGUUCUUCGCUCUGCAGCUUGACCGUGGCAAUAUCACACAAGCUCUGUCCGACAACAUGCUUACUGACCUUGGCAUGAACACCAACGACUACAACAAUGGCAUGACGAUCUUUUACUGUUCGUUCCUCUUUGCCGAGCUUCCAUCGCAGCUCAUCAGCAAGAAAGUCGGGCCCGACAUUUGGAUUCCCAUCCAAAUGGUGUGCUGGAGCGCUGUCGCCGCAUCUCAGGCUGCCUUGUCCGGGAAAACCAGCUUUUAUAUCUGCCGGUUCCUGCUGGGCUUUAUCGAAGGCGGCUUCAUCCCCGACACCAUCCUGUACCUCAGCUAUUUCUUCACCAACGGCGAACUGCCCAAACGGCUCAGCUGGUUCUGGACGUCCUAUCAAUCCACUCAGAUUGUCGGAGCCUUCCUGGCAUAUGGCAUCCUCCACCUGAGAGGCCACCACGGGAUGGAGGGCUGGCGCUACCUGUUCGCCAUCGAAGGCGGUCUCACCGGCCUGAUCGGCAUCCUCACCUGGCUGUAUCUCCCCGCCUCCCCAACACAAACGGCGCGCCACGGCAUCAAGGGUCUCCUGCGGCCGCGGAGCGGCUGGUUCACUGAGCGCGAAGAGGUCAUCAUGGUGACGCGGAUCCUGCGUGACGACCCGGGCAAAUCCGACAUGCACAACCGGCAGGGCCUCAGCUGGAAACUCUUCAAGGAAGCCCUGACCGACUACGACAUGUGGCCCAUCUACCUGAUCGGCCUGGGGUGGACGAUCCCAGCAACCCCCCCACAAUCGUACAUCACCCUCACCUGCAAGGCCCUGGGCUUCGACACGUUCCAGACCAACCUGCUCACGAUCCCCGCCUACACGCUGUUCAUCUGCCAACUGCUCUUCUGGACGUGGGUGUCGGAGCGGUGGAACUCGCGCCUGCUGCUGGGCGUCAUCUGCCAGCUGUGGUGUCUUCCCUUGCUCGUCGCGCUGGUCACCCUGCCGCCGACAUUCCACGGCUCGAAUUGGUCCAAGUGGGUCCUCUCGACCAUGCUCGUGGGCUACCCGUACGUGCACGCCAUCCUCGUGGCCCUCACGUCGCGCAACGCCGGCUCCGUGCGCACCCGCACCGUGGGGUCCUCGCUGUACAACAUGGCCGUGCAGACGUCCAACAUCAUCUCGACCCAGAUCUACCGCAACGAUGACAAGCCCUACUACUACCGGGGGAACAAAGUCCUGCUAGGCAUCGUGGCGUGGAACACCGUCGCUUUCGUCGCCGGGAAGAUCUACUACGUGCGCAAGAACGCCCAGCGCGACGCCAUCUGGUAUGGCAUGUCGAGGGAGGAGAGGGUCGAGUAUCUCAAGACAACGACCGAUAGGGGGAAUAAGCGGUUGGACUUCCGGUUCGCGCAUUGA
Molecule: messenger RNA, 1737 nt
Organism: Cladophialophora yegresii CBS 114405
Lineage: Eukaryota; Fungi; Ascomycota; Eurotiomycetes; Chaetothyriales; Herpotrichiellaceae
Exons: 4
Coding region: 1-1737 (578 amino acids)
Biological process (GO): transmembrane transport
Cellular component (GO): membrane
Molecular function (GO): sulfate transmembrane transporter activity
Source: RefSeq, a predicted model, not a curated record